GGACAUGGAUGUGUUCCAGAAGGUAGAGAAGAUUGGAGAGGGCACCUAUGGGGUGGUUUAUAAGGCCAAGAACAAGGAGACUGGGCAGCUUGUGGCACUCAAGAAGAUCAGGCUGGAUUUGGAAACGGAGGGGGUCCCCAGCACUGCCAUCAGGGAGAUCUCCCUGCUCAAAGAACUGAAGCACCCCAACAUUGUCAGGCUGCUGGAUGUGAUGCACAGCGAGAAGAAGCUGUACCUGGUGUUCGAGUUCCUCAGCCAGGACCUGAAGAAGUACAUGGACUCCAUGCCAGUCUCAGAGCUCCCCCUGCACUUAGUUAAGAGCUACCUCUUCCAGCUACUGCAGGGAGUGAAUUUCUGCCACUCUCAUCGGGUCAUCCACAGAGACCUGAAGCCCCAGAAUCUGCUCAUCAAUGAGUUUGGAGCCCUCAAGCUGGCCGACUUUGGCCUGGCUCGAGCCUUCGGGGUGCCCCUGCGCACCUACACCCAUGAGGUGGUGACACUGUGGUAUCGAGCCCCGGAGAUCCUCUUGGGCAGCAAGUUUUAUUCCACAGCUGUGGAUAUCUGGAGCAUUGGUUGCAUCUUUGCAGAGAUGGUAGAGAGAGAGAGAGAUGAGCCUGCACUGUUUCCCGGUGACUCUGAAAUUGACCAACUAUUUCGUAUCUUUCGCACCCUGGGGACACCCAGUGAAGCCACAUGGCCAGGGGUCACCCAGCUGCCUGACUAUAAGGGCAGCUUCCCCAAGUGGACCAGGAAGGGGUUGGAGGAAAUUGUGCCUAAUCUGGAGCCCAAGGGCAAGGAUCUGCUCAUGCAACUCCUGCAGUAUGACCCCAGCCGGAGGAUCUCGGCCAAGGCCGCUCUUGCCCACCCAUACUUCUCAUCCCCCGAGCCCUCCCCGGCCUCCCAGUGUGUGCCGGAGGGUUUCUGCCGCUGAGAACAUUGAGGCCCACCACCUCAAUCUGUCUGCCUCCCACCCACCUCCCAAGAGAACAAACCUGGGGAGAGGGUAAAGCUCUAAGGAAUUUUGAUCAGCCAUCAGAGGGCUGAGUUUGGGUUAGUCCUGCUAGCAGGUUAGCAAGUCUGUGUUGUUUGUUGGGUUCGACGGUCCUUUUCAAAAUAGAAGAGCAGAUGUUCCAUGCAUGGUGCCCCUGGCACUGGAACAACAAGUGCCAAGUGGAGCGCAGGAAGCCUGCCCGGAGCUGCAGGCAGUGAGCUCCAGGGGUCCCCAGGCCCUUCACCUGACCUAGCUGCAGCGGCAGAACCAGAACCCCCCACCCCAAAUGGAUGAAAGGGAGCCCCCUGCUGGUGUUUUUGGAUUUAAAGUGUUUGCAGGAGGAGUUAAAGUUCCAUUUGGGAAUCCCAAGUUAAACAGGAGGGGUGAGUAGGGGAGAGGGACAGUUUCCUGACCCCCAAAGAGGUCUGGACACUUGUGGCUGUUCUAAGUAGCUGUCAUGCCACUGAAGAUACUGAAGUUGGUUUUCUUUUAUUUGACAAAUGUGAAAUAAAUGUGACACAUUCCUAA
Messenger RNA from Marmota monax (woodchuck), 1519 nucleotides. It is a transcript of the gene Cdk3, whose product is annotated as cyclin dependent kinase 3. The record is from RefSeq and is a predicted model, not a curated record. The transcript is spliced from 7 exons. Lineage: Eukaryota; Metazoa; Chordata; Mammalia; Rodentia; Sciuridae. Gene Ontology annotation, cellular component: cytoplasm; nucleus; cyclin-dependent protein kinase holoenzyme complex. The coding region runs from base 5 to 931 and encodes 308 amino acids. Gene Ontology annotation, molecular function: cyclin binding; cyclin-dependent protein serine/threonine kinase activity; ATP binding. Gene Ontology annotation, biological process: regulation of gene expression; signal transduction; G1/S transition of mitotic cell cycle.